Molecule: messenger RNA, 3153 nt
Organism: Trifolium pratense (red clover)
Lineage: Eukaryota; Viridiplantae; Streptophyta; Magnoliopsida; Fabales; Fabaceae
Product: EIN3-binding F-box protein 1-like
Exons: 2
Coding region: 455-2365 (636 amino acids)
Biological process (GO): SCF-dependent proteasomal ubiquitin-dependent protein catabolic process
Cellular component (GO): SCF ubiquitin ligase complex
Molecular function (GO): protein binding
Source: RefSeq, a predicted model, not a curated record
AUGCAUCUAUAAAAAAACCCUGAUUGACCAAGUUGUCAAAAAAACAAUAAAAUGAAGUAAGAAAAAAAAAGGAAAAAUGUUACAAAAAGUAGAAAUGUUACCAAAAAUAAUUUAAAAAAAGAAAACCAGGGUCUGGUUUCUGGUAUUGGUUUGUUGGAAGAAUAACACAAAUACAUUGCAUUUGAACCAAUUCAUCGUACUGUCACAGUCAUGUACCCAAUUCUCUUCUUUUUUUCACUCCCAAUAUAAACCACACCUUUGACAAUCUCAAAUCCUUCAUUUUUUGUUUCUCUCUCUCUCACUCUCUUUUUUUGCCCUAUGCAAUAGGGUUCUUCUUCUUCUCAUACUUUUUUUGCUCCUAAGAGUUCUUAUUCUUCUUUUUCCUUCUAUCUUGAGGGUUCUUUUCUGGUGAAAACUUCAGAUUUUACCUUCUGUUGUUCUUGGAGCUUUACCCAUGUCUAAAGUUUUCAGCUUUACUGGAAGUGAUGAUUUUUUUACUGGGAGGUCAUUAUACCCUAAUCCGAAGGAGGCGGGUCUCUUCUUGUCUCUUGGCCGUCAAGAGUAUGGUUACAAACCUCUUCCGAAGAGAUCUCGUGUUAGCGUUCCAUUUGAUUUCAGUGGAGAAAAAUGGUUUGAUCAGAAGCCAGAGACAACUAUCGAAACAUUGCCCGAUGAAUGUCUCUUCGAGAUCCUUAGAAGGUUGCCUGAAGGACAGGACAGGAGUUUAUGCGCUUCUGUAUCAAAACGCUGGCUUAUGCUUCUGAGCAGUAUUUGCAAGAAUGAAAUCUGCAGCAAUGCAAGUACCAAAAAUGGAAACGAGGAUAGUGAUGAAGGGUAUCUUUCUCGAAGCUUGGACGGAAAGAAAGCAACAGAUGUUAGACUAGCUGCCAUUGCUGUUGGCACAGCAUCUCGUGGAGGACUAGGGAAGCUUUCGAUUCAUAGAUCCAAUUCAGAUCGUCCAUUGACUGAUGUAGGUCUCAAGGCAGUUGCUCAUGGCUGCCCGUCUCUAAAGUUUCUCAAUCUUUGGGAUGUUGCUACCAUUACUGACGAAGGCCUCGUUGAGAUUGCUAAUGGUUGUCACCAGUUAGAGAAGCUCGACCUUUGCAAGUUGCCCACAAUUUCUGACAAGGCUUUAAUUGCAGUUGCAAAGAACUGCCCGAAGCUGAACGAGUUAUCGAUAGAGUCAUGUCCUAAUAUCGGUAAUGAAGGUCUUAAAGCUAUUGGGAAGUUGUGUCCCAAUCUAAGGUCUGUAUCAAUUAAAAACUGUCCUGGAGUUGGUGAUCAGGGAAUUGCUGGCAUGGUAUCUGCAGCAUCCUUUGUUCUAACAAAUGUGACACUUGAAUCGCUUGCUGUUUCUGAUUACUCACUAGCAGUUAUUGGACAAUAUGGAUUUGUGGUUACCGAUCUUGUCCUAAAUUCCCUUGCAAAUGUCACCGAGAAGGGAUUCUGGGUGAUGGGUAAUGGCCGUGCACUGCAGAAACUGACGUCGCUCACAAUUGGGUCGUGCCCAGGAGUAACAGAUGUUGGGCUUGAAGCUAUCGGAAAGGGUUGUCCAAAUGUGAAAAACUUUGAGCUUCAUAGGUGUGCAUUUCUGUCGGAUAAUGGAUUGCUAUCAUUCACCAAGGUAGCUCCAUCAAUUAAGAGCCUACAAUUGGAAGAGUGCCACAGGAUUACCCAACUAGGACUUGUCGGUGUCCUUUUUUAUUGCAGUGCAAAAUUGAAGGCUCUUACUCUGGUACGCUGCUAUGGGAUCAAAGAUAUGAAUCUUGUAUUGCCAGCAGUAUCUCCUUGUGAAUCAGUUUCAUCCUUAUCAAUCCUUAACUGCCCUGGAGUUGGUAAUUCUACUCUUGCUGUCAUUGGGAAGCUUUGUCCUUUGCUUCAUAAACUUGAAUUGGUUGGACUUGAGGGAGUAACAGACACAGGGUUUAUUUCUCUGCUUGAGAGUUCUAAGGCCAGUUUGUUUAAUGUUAAUCUAAGUGGUUGCAUUAAUCUGACAGAUGCAGGAGUUUUGUGCAUGGUCAAGUUGCAUUGUUUGACUCUUGAUGUGCUAAACCUCAGCUGUUGUAAAAAAGUCGGCGAUGCUAGCUUGACAGCAAUUGCAAGAGAGUGCCCAUUGCUGAGUGAUCUUGAUGUUUCCAGUUGCGCAAUCACUGAUGCAGGGAUUAGGGCCAUUGCUCAUGGAGACCAGGUGGAUCUGGAGGUGCUUUGUUUGGCAGGUUGCAAUUCCGUUACAAACAAGAGCCUGCAAGCUUUGAAAAAAAUGGAUUCUCUCCAGGGAUUAAAUAUAAAAAAUUGCAAGUCACUCAGCAGCCGCACAGUUGACAAGCUUAUUGAUCAUCUUUGGAUGUGUGACAUCCUCUUCUGAGCAGGUAGCCUUGAUAUCUAUACCACAAAUCUGGGUAGCAAGAGCUCCAGAUUUUUUAAUCAUUGUUGGUGCGGUAGUGUUUUUGGGUCCACUAAUUAUCGGUGGGUCUUGGUCAUUGCAGUACUCGGUUCUCUUUUUCCGGAGCAUACAGUUGUUCAAUCUUUAUUUUUGCAGGUUUCCUUUUAAUCGGAACCUGUUGAAAGUUUUUUGGCAUCCUAUCGAUAGGAUGCCGUUUUUAGAAUGACUGUUUAUCUCUGAGAACAUAGUUACUGAGUUCUGGAUUUAGGUUUCUUUCUUUCUGGUGUUGGCACCUGAUGCUUUUAGCUCCGCUUUGUAUUGGUUUUGCCACCAUGUUUCGUUGUUCUUGUUUCUUCGCAGCAGUCUGUACCAAAGUUUGUCCAGAGUGAUGUUUAUUACCCUCUUUUCGCGUAUUUGGACCAUGUUCUAUACAUGAUGUUUGGGAUCACAGUUUUAGUCAAGGGGCAUGUUGAAGUUGCAGCUUAUGUGAUGUUAUUUUGGUUACUAAGUACAGUUCAAAGUUAUAUGAAUGCACUGUCUACUCUAGGGUUUUGGCCAUGGCAGCAAGUUAUACCUGUCUGUCUUAACAAUCUUUUUCUUUUGGAAAGGAUUGUUGUUUUACCAAUCCCUGGUUUUUUAGGCUUCAUUUUUUCUGAACUAGUCUUUGUAACUUCUAUAUUAUAUAUAUUAUGUAACAAUAAUACUGAUAUUUGCCCAUUGUACUGAAUGGUUGUUAUUGUAUUAUGAAAAUUAAUGAAUAAUGUUUUGUA